CUUGACACCACAGUCACUCUCCAGAGAUCGUGACUUGAGGGCAGGGUCUCCUGGUCCUCCAGUUGGAAUUCUUUUAUGCUGCAGCGAGCCUGCCAGGAAUGAAAAGGAGAAGGCGAAAGAGUGGGUGGCUGCAGGAGGCAGGGCCAUCGCCAGAUUCUAGACCCUGCAGGCUCCAGUGUGAGGAUUCCUUUUGGCUCCUUUCCUCUGUGGUUGAUGCUUCUGCUUGGAGCUGCCAGGCAAGUGCAGGAUGUGCUGCAGUUUCCUGAGACAGCUAUUGGCUCAGGAGAGCCAGCACUCCACCCCGGUGGGGCGCUUCCUUCUUCCGGUGCUCGUGGGAUUCCGUCUCCUGAUUCUGGUUUCCAGUGGACCUGGCGUUUUCGGCAAUGAUGAGAACGAAUUCAUGUGUCAUUUAGGGCAGCCAGGCUGCAAGACCAUUUGUUAUGAUGUCUUCCGCCCUCUCUCUCCGUUGCGCUUCUGGGCCUUCCAAGUCAUCCUGAUGGCUGUACCCAGCGCCAUUUAUGUGGCUUUCACCCUGUAUCAUGUGAUUGGAUACUGGGAGGUACCAGGCAAGAACAAAGAGCAAGAGGCCCAUAUUUGCAAAGGGGAUCGUUGCAAGGAUGUCUCAGGGGCUAUGAGCCUCAAACUUCUCUGGGCCUAUGUGGCACACCUUGGGGUGCGGCUGAUCCUUGAGGGAGCAGCUCUAGGAGUUCAGUACCAUCUAUAUGGCUUCAAGAUGCCCAGCACUUUUAUAUGUCGUGAGGAUCCUUGUAUUGGCAGCACAACCUGUUUCCAGUCUCACCCUUCUGAGAAGACCAUCCUCCUCAACACCAUGUUUGGGAUCAGCGGGGCCUGUCUCUUAUUUAUUUUCUUGGAGCUUGUGCUUUUGGGUUUAGGGAGGGUUUGGAAGACGUACAGGCACAAACUUCCCCUCUUUAAGAACUUGUCAACCUCAGAGCGCUCGGUAAGACACAAGGACACACCCGAUGACUUGUCAGUGGUGGAGACAAAAGAGCCAUUUUGAGAAGCAGGUGAGAACCCUCCUGACAGUCAUCUGUCCCUGCCUCUGAUGUCUCUGUGUCGGCAGUCCCCACCCUUGUCCUUUGGGGUGAACAGCUCCCCACGUUAUAAUGUGUAGAUAAUCGAUCUCCAAGUAGAUACCUUCUAAAAAUUAUUUACUUUUUACUUUAAAUUGUGUGUGUGUGUGUGUGUGUGUGUGUGUGUGUGUGUGUGUGUGUGUGUGUGUGUGUGUGUGUGUGAAUUCAGGUGCCUGUGGAGGCCAGAGAGAGGUAGCUGUCCAAUGUGGGUACUGGGUUCUUUGGUUUCUUUGCAAGGGGAGUAUGCACUCUAAAUCACUGGAAUAUCUCUCCAGAUCCCAGAUGUAUUUUUUUUAAAGGGAUGAAAUGUUUACUUUGGUUCACAGUUUGAGGGCACAGUCUCUCAUGGUGGAGAAGGCAUUUAUAUUUAUAUAUGAA
Molecule: messenger RNA, 1472 nt
Organism: Rattus rattus (black rat)
Lineage: Eukaryota; Metazoa; Chordata; Mammalia; Rodentia; Muridae
Gene: Gjc3
Product: gap junction protein gamma 3
Exons: 2
Coding region: 248-1021 (257 amino acids)
Biological process (GO): cell communication
Cellular component (GO): connexin complex
Source: RefSeq, a predicted model, not a curated record